Molecule: messenger RNA, 1677 nt
Organism: Thunnus maccoyii (southern bluefin tuna)
Lineage: Eukaryota; Metazoa; Chordata; Actinopteri; Scombriformes; Scombridae
Gene: gtf2e2
Product: general transcription factor IIE, polypeptide 2, beta
Exons: 8
Coding region: 222-1085 (287 amino acids)
Biological process (GO): transcription initiation at RNA polymerase II promoter
Cellular component (GO): transcription factor TFIIE complex
Source: RefSeq, a predicted model, not a curated record
ACAAAUCGAACAAGAAACGGAAGUGCAGCGUGAGAAAACAGUUGAGAUAUUGUGUGUAUGAAGUUAGUUAGCUAACGCUCACUCAAAUCAUUGCUGAAAGAACGAGGCAAAAGCGGCGAUUUAUCAAAGGAAGUGUUUUAUUUCUGGCAUAUAUCCUCCGUAUUUAGUCCUCCUGGACUAACCCGUCACUUUCUCUGAGAACAGGAGCGGCGUCAGGCAGAAUGGAUCCAGCUCUGCUGAGGGAGAGGGAGCUGUUCAAGAAGAGAGCUCUGUCUACUCCAGCAGUAGAGAAGAGACCAGCUGCUUCAGACUCUGGAUCACACAAGAAGAAGAAGCCCAAAGUUGACAAGGAGAGCUCCUCCGGGUCGAAACACAGUGCCGAGUUGAGUAACGGCAAUUUUAACAUUAAGACGAGCUCUGGGUACAAGUUUGGCUGCCUGGCCAAGAUAGUCAAUUACAUGAAGACGAGGCAUCAGAACGGUGAUACACACUUCCUGACUCUAGAUGAGAUUCUGGAUGAGACCAAACUUCUUGAUAUCAGCAUGAAACAGAAACAGUGGCUGAUGACUGAGGCUUUGGUCAACAACCCAAAAAUUGACGUCCGAGACGGGACGUAUGGCUUCAAGCCCAAAUAUAACCUGAAGGACAAGAAAGCUUUACUGAGACUGCUGGACAAACACGACCAGCUGGGCCUGGGAGGAGUGCUGCUGGACGACGUAGAGGAGGGGCUCCCCAACUCAGCCAAGGCCAUCAAGGCUUUGGGAGAUCAGAUCAUCUUUGUGACGAGACCAGAUAAGAAGAAGAUCCUGUUCUACAAUGACAAACACUGUCAGUUUGUGGUGGAUGAAGAGUUUCAGAAGCUGUGGAGGAGCGUUCCAGUGGACGCUAUGGAUGAAGAGAAGAUCGAGGAGUACCUGAAGAAACAAGGAAUCUCGUCCAUGCAAGAAACUGGAUCAAAGAAAACGUUACCAGUUCAGAAGAAGAAGAAGCAAGGUGGGCAGAGGAAGAGACACUUCAAGACUCACAACAACCAUCUGGCGGGAGUUCUGGAGGACUAUACGGACGGCGUCCCUGUGAAGAAGUGAAAUCCUCGGCUUCACGCCCUCACAGUGAUGUAGAAUCUGUAAUCCAGACAUGGCUGGCGACGGACGCUGGCCACACUACAAUACAAAGACUCUUUAUGGCUGUUUAUGUCUUUUCUUCUCCUCGCGCUCUGCUGUGAUCUCGUAUUACACGGAGUAAAUAGCAACUAUUGUGUGGAAUCCUUCUUAGUUUGGUUAUUGAUUGUGAUAACUGCAGGACCCUUGAGGGAAGGAGUACUGAGACCAUUAAUGAUGCUGAAUACCCCCCCCCCCCCCCCCAAAACCACCAUCCGUACAGGGGGCGCUGUCAUCUGACUGUAAACUGCAAAUGAGAGUUACAGUGUGUAAAUAUUAUUUUCUUCAUUUUAUUCAGUGUAUCACAAACAUGUGUGUAGAAGAUAUUAUUUGGGGAAAUAUUCCCUCAAAUAUUGAAAACUUUCCACCAUUUCAACAGGAAUGGCUGAAGAACCAUCUGGGACGUUACUUCUCAUUGAAUUCCAAAAUAUUUAAAUUGUUUUACACCAUAGCAUCAAAACAAAGGUUUAAAAUGCUAGAAUUUUGUGAAUUUAUUUUAAUAAAUGACACUGUUACAUGA